AUGUCCACCACCGACCCCGACCCCCGAGACCAACCCUCCCCCCUCCCAGAACUCAACUACAAUAUCGCGCCCUCCACGCCCCCAGACGAGCGCAUCGAAGCCCUUAAAUUGAUCGCCGACUCGAUCGCCCAGCAGCGCCAACUCGCCUCCCAAGCCAUGAUCCUGCACCCCACCUCCCUCGCCUUCUCCGUUGCGAUCCUCGCCGUGCUGUACCGCCUCCUCGACUUCUACACCUUCAUCACCACCUCCGCCGGGAUGGUCAUGAUCGCCCUUCUCGCCGUCCGCUGGUACACGGCAGCUUAUAUCCCCAUGGCCGAGGCGAUCGGGUUCAAAUGGCUGGAAGACACGACAAGGGUGCGGUCAAACAGUAAUGGGCACAGUCCUACUAAUUCUGUUUCUGGCGCAACGAGCAAGAAUGCCAAUGCCAAUGUUAAUGGGAACGGGGGCGGGGGUGGGAAUAAUCGCGACCCGAUUGUCCUUGUGGCGAAAUGGGGCGAUGAAACUAUCGGGGCGCUCGUCCUCCGCGUUAUCAAGCGUGUGGGGAGGGGGUUGUUGGAGGAAGGGGCGAAGAUUGUGUGGGGGAAGGGCGGACGGGGGAUGGCGUUUGAGGAGGAACAUGCGAAUAGUGGGAGGGUGUUACCGGAGUGGUUUGAUGGGGGUUUUGAGAGGGAGGAGGAGAAGGGGCGGGAAAUGCUGAGGGCGGUCGUGGAGGAGGUGAGGAGGGAGAGGAGCUCGAGAUAG
This is a messenger RNA of Bacidia gigantensis, 741 nucleotides long. RefSeq lists its product as uncharacterized. The transcript has 2 exons. The record is from RefSeq and is a predicted model, not a curated record. Bases 1 to 741 code for a protein of 246 amino acids. Lineage: Eukaryota; Fungi; Ascomycota; Lecanoromycetes; Lecanorales; Ramalinaceae.